CCGUAAAAAUUUAAUCGGCUUGAAACACUAUUCUGCUGAUGCUCCCGUAGAGUUCUUUUUUAAUAACGAAAAAUCUAAUUGCAUUAAUAUUUCGGUUGGUGAAGAACCUAGUUUUAAAAAAGAAAUACGUGGGGAUAGGGUUGUUAAUGGAGUACUCCAGACUAUAAUAAAACAUAUAACCCGCUUCUGGAGUGCUCCGGAGUGGGUUAUAUGUUUUAUUAUUAACUGGAGCACUCCAUUAACAACCCUACGUGGGGGGUCUAAAAACGUUCCUGGGUUUGGCAACACUUUUAUUCUAGAUUGUGCAUUUAUAAUUGCCAUGUUAAAAACUACGAA
Messenger RNA from Ambispora leptoticha, 336 nucleotides. Lineage: Eukaryota; Fungi; Glomeromycota; Glomeromycetes; Archaeosporales; Ambisporaceae. The record is from the annotation of a GenBank genome assembly.